Ostreococcus tauri is the source of this 2928-nucleotide messenger RNA. RefSeq names its product Nucleolar protein 14. NCBI's taxonomy places the organism in Eukaryota, Viridiplantae, Chlorophyta, Mamiellophyceae, Mamiellales, Bathycoccaceae. The record is from RefSeq and is a predicted model, not a curated record. Bases 1 to 2928 code for a protein of 975 amino acids. Gene Ontology annotation, cellular component: Noc4p-Nop14p complex; small-subunit processome; nucleolus. The transcript has a single exon. Gene Ontology annotation, biological process: maturation of SSU-rRNA.
AUGGCGAAGAAGAAGAAGCACGCCAAGGCGAACCCGGGAAGCGGCGGUAAGCGUAAAUUCUUCCAAGGAGCGACGAAGACCGAGACGGAGACCAAGAGCGCGUUCGAGUCGGUGAGCGUGCGAAAAAAGUUUGACAUCUUAGGCCGCAAGGUGAAGGGCGAGCGCGGGAACGUCAUCAAGGCUCGCACCGAGGCGAUCGAAAAGCGCAGACGUACGCUCCUGAGAGAACACGAGGAGAACGGGAAAGCAAACUCCUUCGUGGACAGACGGUUCGGAGAAAGCGACGACGGCUUGAGCGCGGAAGAUAAGCACAUCGGACGGUUGGCCAAAGCACGAUUGAGACAGUACAAGAAAUCAAAGAACUUUUCUCUGAACGACGACGACGAAGAUGGUUUCGGAACGCUCACUCACCUGGGACAGCCACUGGCCGAGGGAGAUUUGACGGCCAAACCGAACGGAGAUGACGACGACGACGACAACUUAGACGGAGAGAUGACGCGGGCAUUCCACUUUGGCGGUGGUGACUUCGAACCGACGUUGAAACGCGACGGCAAUGGUCACGACGUCAGUGAGCCAGAACGCCGGAAAACAAAGAAGGAAGUGAUGGAAGAACUCAUCGCUAAGAGCAAAUUCCACAAGGCUGAGAAGCAAAAGCAGCGCGAAGAUGAUCAGUACACGCUAGACAAACUUGACGCCGACUUCAAAGUGAUCAGCCAGGGAGGGAUGCUCUCAAGUGCGCUGCGAAAGGCUGUCGGACACAUGAAACCGACGACGAAGGCAAAGAGCAACGCUCCCGAGCAAGAAAAGGAUGAAUACGACACCUGGGCGAGGACUUUGGCCUACGAGCGCCGAGGUCAAGCUGGCGAGAGGGCAAGGACACAGGAAGAAGUCGAGGCGCAGGAGAAGCUUGCAUUGGAACAAGCGGAGAGAAAGAGACUGAAGCGCAUGCGCGGUGUGAACUCUGAUGAUGAAAGCUCUGACGACGAUGGUCCCCAGGGUGGGUACGCCGCUCGAAGACGCAAAGCAAAAAAAGCAGAGAGAGGCGAUGAUGACGAUGUUGCUACUGAUGACGUGCGUCGAGAGGGAGGCGACGACUUGGAUGAAAAUUUCGCCCUGGAUAGCGCCGAGGAGGUUGAGGAUGAAGAAGAGGAUGGCGUCGGGUCCGAGGAUGAGGACGAUGUUUCUGAUGAGGAUGAGGCUGAUGACGAUAUGGAUGAUAAUGCUCGUCUUCGAAAGUCAUUUAGAUCCGAGUUGAAGGAUGUCGAGGAAGAUUUAGACAAGGGGAAAAAUCGCCUUCGAAAGCUGGGUAUUCUCCAAGACGGAGUAGAAGCUAAGGAUUCAGAGGAAGAUGAGGAAGAUUACGAGGACGAGGAUGAGGACGAUAAGGAUACCGAAGACGAGGAUGAGGACGAUGAGGAUGCCGAAGACGAGGAUGAUGUGGUCGAAAAUGACCAUGCUGGUGUCUUGAGAGAGUUAGAAGAGGAAAUUGCUGGAAAUGCGGCAUCUCGUGAGGGCAAAAAUCCGGAUAAAAAGGAAACGCCGAGGCAUGAAGCAAAGUCCAGUGAGUCAAUGAGAGUGGAUAUACCUUUCACAUUUCCUAUGCCCGAGAGCUAUGAAGACCUCGCUGGUAUGCUUGGUGCGCACGGCGCUGAGGACACGUUCACGAUUAUUUCUCGAAUACGAGCUUGCAACGCGCCUACGUUGGCGGCAGAAAACAGAAAGCGAAUUCAAACGCUUUUCGGUCUACUUUUACAACGGUUUGAGAUUUUUGCGGGGCAGGCGCCGAUACCCACCGACCACUUGGACGUUCUUUCAACACACAUUGUCGAUCUGAGCGCGCAAGUUCCUUUCUUUGCCGCAACCGCGGUCAAGGCUCGCGUAGAAAAAAUGAGUUCAAGACUUCGUCAAGCGCUGCGCUCUGGGGAGACCGGUUGGCCGCCCUCGAGAACGGUGUUGCUUUUGUCCUUGUUUGCAGCAAUCUUCCCCACAACAGACAAAGUGCAUCCAGUGAUGUCGCCUGUGUCUCUCUACCUUGGAAACUUGCUCGCGCAUUGCGCCAUAAGAUCAACGAAAGACGCGGCGUUGGCUGUCAUUAUUGCGACGAUGUCUAGCAUGUAUUCAUCUGCAUCUGAAAGAGUAUUUCCAGAAGCCGUGGCGUUGAUGAGUGCUUUGGUUCUAUCUGCCUCAAGACCUAAAGCGCAUUGGUCAGAUGGUUUGCCAACGCAUCUCGCAGAGCAAAUCGGUGGUCCUUGGUUGUCAAGUGCUAUUAACUCUUCCAAAUCGGGCACGUUGUCCUUGCCUGAGACGUUGAACGGCAUUUAUUUUGGCAAAGUCUCUGAUGAACUGUUGGCGGUGGUCACUUUGCGGGCCGCUCUUUCAUGCUUGCGACAACUCUCUAGACCUGUCGCAAAAACGGCGUCGGCGUCUGAAAUCCUCUUACCAGUUCGAUCGUCGGUGGUAACGCUUCGAAAAGCUUUGAAGAAUGCCAAGUCGCCGUCAGCAAAGCUCUGUGAAGACUUUAUGAAGGAGCUAGAUGAUUCUCUUUCUGGAAGCGUCAAGACACCUCUGGCGUACCACACCAAGGCUGCAGAGGCGAUCAAGACGUACAACCCGAUGUACGAAGAAGAUGGUUACCAGAAAGGUCGGGAUUACGAUCCGAAUCGCGAGCGAGCCGAGGCAAGGAAGCUCAAGAAGCAGCUCAAGCAAGAAGCCCGAGGCGCCAUGCGUGAGUUGCGCAAAGAUAAUCGUUUCAUGGCAGACGCUCGAGCGAAGGAGCAAGCGCAAGCGGCUGAGGAACGCGGUGCACGCCAGCGUGAUGUGUUAUCGUUUUUGGAAAAGCAAGAGUCCGAUUUCAAAUCAGGAGGUCAAGGGGGACAAAUUGUCAAAAACAAACGUCGUGUUUCAAAGGGGAGCAGACGGGCGUUUUAG